GAGGAGGUGUGUCUCUGGCCGCUCAAGUACACGCCUCUCGGAUAAAUACUCAAACACAACUGGGGUGCUGAUCAGACACACCGAAAUUAAAGAGCCGCGUUUUGCCCACAGCCUGUCAAAACUUGGCGCACAGUUGCUUUCGGUUUGCGUGCGCGUCCUGUGCUGUCUUGGGGAGAGAGAAAAAAAAACUACAUUAAGACAGAGAGAAGUCAGUGGCACGUAAUUAGAUUCCCUAAUCAGCAGAAUUGACAGCAGGUGUGAAUUCAUGUCUGUAUUUUCCCCGCAGAUAUACUGCCCAGUGUUUGUGCCCAGCCGAGAUAUGACUGAGGUGAUGAUCAACAGCACCCCCAUGGAGGACAUGAGGCUCAGCCCUAGCAAGGACAGACUCUCCUUCCAGAUAUUCCCUGACCCUUCAGACUUCGACCGUUGCUGUAAGCUCAAAGAUCGUCUCCCAUCCAUCGUGGUUGAGCCGACGGAGGGAGAAGUUGAGAGCGGGGAGCUCCGCUGGCCUCCAGAGGAGUUCCUGGUCAGUGAAGAAGAAGAGGAGGAGGAAGAAGAGGAAGAGGAGCAGAAUAAUGGCAGCAUCCAGAACGGACAGCCGACACAGAAUUCCCAGCACUAGAAGUUGUGUUGCAGCACCGACACACUCUUGUUCUGUCCUUCUAUCUGAACGACUCUCCCUUUCACACACUGGUCACACUGCACCUUAGCACUUGAGCAGACUUAACUGGCAGGCAUUCGGUGAUUAGUGGUGUCAUCUCAUUUCCCUUGACACCAAAGCAUCACUCCCAAAAAAAAAGAAGCAAUACACACACACACACACAACACACUUUCUCGCAAAUACACAAUAAAUUAUCCUCCUGGACGGCAAACCCAUUAAAACAAACUUGACAAGAAGAGACACGCAGAAGUCUAACCCACACUCACUUUCCACCAUGCCUACCACCGUGUGUGUCUCGGCCCAGAACGGAUGUCCUGUUGGACAGUGGCAGCUCAGUGCUCCAUGGACAGCUUUUACACUGCAGGGGGCUACUACUGCUCUGUACUUAACUCCAAAAUGGCUGGCGUCAUGACCCCAGAGACUUCAUCCUUGCAUACAGAACUAUUGUGGUACCCAAGGGGAUUAUCGUCUACAAUACACUGUCCAAACCCAUGUUCAGUUUCUGGAUUGAUAUGUUAAUUAUUGUGAUCGCCACUGCUGUCCAUAGAUUUGUCUGUUUCUGAGAAGUGAAUGUUUUGUGAUUUGUCUGUUUUUUGAGAAGUGGGUGUUUUGUGUGAAAUGUUACUGGGAUUUUUUUUUUUCCUACCACAGGAUUUGUUAAAAUGGUAUUUUUGUGACCUUGCGUCAGGCAUUGACAGUUCAAAAAAAAAAAAAAAAAAAAAAAGGGCGUCAUUUAGAGAAGUGAGCAGAGAGUGACAGAAAAUAAACCAGCAUGCCCUGCUAUGCUAAGUACUUAUGAGAUAAAUGUGUAGUACAAAGGCUUGUUGUGCAGUGAGGUCACAGUCAUGCUAUAAUCCCCUCAUCACGUUGGCCUCCUGGAAGCCUUAUGAGAAGCAGUACUUGGAUGACGAAGCAAAAAUUUGCAACACUGAGGAGUAAAUGUGAUGCAAGGUUGUUGUUCAAAAGGGGGAAGCUGAGUGGAAAAUUGUAAUUUUUGAAAAAAAGAAACAUUUGUCAGGAUAAAGCAAUGUAUAGACCCAAUGAAGGAUGUGUAAAUACUUGUUCCCAGUAAGCCAAUCCCUGAGGCCUUGCAGUGCGUUGAUCUUGUUUGGUUUAAUUUAGAAAGACAAAAGACUGAGAAUUGCUCUGAGCUGUAAACACCUGAACUGAAAGUUGACUGUCCUUCCUAGUCUUCCUUUUCUUUAUGAAAACAGCCAUACUUUUGAAACCUGAGUUCAGGUCAUGGAGAAUUCACAAUGUAGGACAGAGUUCACGAAUGAGGCUAUAGGCAAUAUCUGACACAGUAUUAAACAAUCUAUUCACAAAAAAAAUAGAAGUUGUUAAUAGAAAAUCAAAUUUGUUUCUCUGAUAGACUGUAAAUGUUUCAAAGCUAAUGUCAUUUUAUUUUAUUUGCCUGUAUUGCAAUUUCAAAAGUAGGUGUUCUCUUUUCUCUCUUUAAAUCACCACUUAUUGUUUGUGAUACAAGUCUGUUGGUCAAUUUGUGGAGAUUUCUCUUCGUGUACACAAUCUGAGAUAAUGUUGUACAAGCAUGUCGGUUUCUACUCUUUUUGUAAUUUCUCAUUUGAGUGGCAUUAGGGCUGUGUACAUAACAUCUCUCUCUUUCUCCUGUCAGUCACCUACAGGUCCCACAUUGUUUUUGUAAAGCUCAGGGAGAUUAGCCGCCAUCUUUCUCUUGUUUUUUUUUUUUUGUUUUUUUUUUGUAUUUAGACCACUUUUUCUCUGUUACAGUUACAGAGGCUGUAAAUAAACAUUUGAAUUUGCUACCCAA
Molecule: messenger RNA, 2450 nt
Organism: Thunnus maccoyii (southern bluefin tuna)
Lineage: Eukaryota; Metazoa; Chordata; Actinopteri; Scombriformes; Scombridae
Gene: lbh
Product: LBH regulator of WNT signaling pathway
Exons: 3
Coding region: 266-622 (118 amino acids)
Biological process (GO): positive regulation of DNA-templated transcription
Cellular component (GO): nucleus
Source: RefSeq, a predicted model, not a curated record